AUGGUACUCGUGCUCAACAACCAAAGAGUAAAACUGUGGAUGACGGCUACAUAUAUUAUCCACAUCAGCCAGAUGGAAUACAGUAUCAUCCUGCUUGGAGGACAGACAACGGGGAUCCCAAUCGAAUGGAUAGAACUUACCAUCGUUCGACGCAAUCUAACGCGGAUCUUGUCUACUUUUUCCAAGGUAGCUCGAAUAUCGUUUGCGCUAAACAUUUUGGCUAAUCAUGCCCUCCAAGGCGACGCCAUCUAUUAUUAUGGAGAUAGAGGUCCCAAUGACCAUGCGCCCGCUAUGGUUUAUAUCGACGGAGACGAUAAAGGAGACAUGGUUCUAUCUAAUUCAUCUUCGGCUCAGUAUCAACAACUACUGUGGAGCAAAUCCAACCUGGGUCCUGGUGACCAUGAAAUAGUUAUAAGCAAUGCGGGCUCUGAUGGGCAGGUUAUGGGCCUUGACUAUCUUGUUAUUGAAUCUGACCAUGGAUUUACUUCAGCAGGUGCUGGGCCAGCAGCUUCGAGCAUUCCACCUGAAGCAAUUAUUGUUGAUGAUAACGAUCUAAAUCUUAUUACUUAUACUGGAUGGGAUACCACUGUUUAUUCAUCUCGCGGCAGGUUUUUCCAUUACAAAAACACCAUGCACCGAACCAACCAACCUGGUUCAUUCCUCACCUUCAAGUUCAACGGAACAGCCGUUUGGUACAUUGCGGGCCUUUUCCCGGAUAAUGGGAUGGUGAAUAUCACUUUAGACAAUGAAUCAGCCGUAAUGAUCAAUGGCAGCUCUGGCUCAAAUGCUUCACUUACGCAGCGUAUUAUUUGGAAUGCAACAGAGCUGCCAAACCGUGAACAUACCGUAGUAAUCAAGCACCAAGACAUAGCAGGAUUACAUGUAACCUUGGAUUAUUUCAGCGUACCGCAGCCAGCACCAAGGGCCUCUCUUCCCAUCCCCGUCAUUGUCGGGAGUACACUGGGAGGUGCUGCCCUCUUGGCUCUGAGCAUAGUAUGGUACAUGCUUAUGCGACGUCGUCGAACCUCCAACGUUACGAUUGAUGACCAAUCCAAUUCGAAUCAUCUUAAUGACCGGCCUAGGCCCUUGUUUAAUCCCACCAAUGAAGCCAUGUCUCAGUCAUUAUCACUUCAACCUCAUUGGGGAUAUGUAACUGAGCCCUAUACUAAUCAAAUUGAAACGUCUUCCUCCUUUGUUAGCAACAAUCGCAUAAUGAGAAGUCACAAAAUUCGACCAUCUGAUAAUACCAACAGACUUGCUUAUGUCCCAGCCGCUGACACCUUGUAUGCAUCAGCAAGCUCCAUGCCGAGUCAUUAUGGAAGCGAGGUUACCAGGAGCGAGCCAGGUCUUGAUGGAAAUGAAGAACCACCAACAUACGAUCAAAUCAACAUUUAA
Molecule: messenger RNA, 1395 nt
Organism: Rhizoctonia solani
Lineage: Eukaryota; Fungi; Basidiomycota; Agaricomycetes; Cantharellales; Ceratobasidiaceae
Exons: 7
Coding region: 1-1395 (464 amino acids)
Source: RefSeq, a predicted model, not a curated record